GCGGUUGACCAAAAUGAAAGGGGGUAUAUACCUUUGUAUGCUGCAUAUUCUUAUUGGUGUUUGUUUUCCAAGCAUUCGAUGCCCCCUUAAAUACCUAUCCUGCAGUCAUCAACUACCCCAACUAAACUGCAUCUCCUCCAUCCCUAGAUUUCUUCCUCCAGUUUCUUGUCUCAAGUGAAAUCCAAGGAGCAGGUAAUUUUGAAGAACUGUUGGAAGGAGAGAAAAUCUAACAAUGCCGAGACAACAAUUGGAAGUGCUUAAUGCACUUGAUGUGGCCAAAACCCAAUUGUACCAUUUCACUGCAAUUGUGAUUGCAGGAAUGGGUUUUUUCACAGACGCUUACGAUCUGUUCAGCAUUUCCCUUGUCACCAAGUUACUGGGACGCAUAUAUUACUUCCAUCCAGAUCGCGCAAAACCAGGCACCUUACCACCCGGCGUUGCGGCUUCCGUGACUGGUGUCGCCCUAGUCGGAACCCUAGCCGGGCAGCUGUUCUUCGGCUGGCUCGGUGACAAAAUGGGAAGGAAAAGAGUGUAUGGCAUGACCCUAGUUCUCAUGGUUGUGUGCUCACUGGCCUCCGGUUUUUCCUUUGGCGAGACCCGUAGGGGUGUCAUGGCCUCACUGUGCUUCUUCAGGUUUUGGCUAGGGUUUGGCAUUGGUGGUGACUAUCCUCUCUCAGCCACUAUCAUGUCCGAAUAUGCCAACAAGAAGACUCGUGGUGCAUUCAUAGCUGCUGUCUUCGCCAUGCAAGGGUUCGGAAUCCUGGCAGCAGGAAUUUUUGGUCUGAUUGUGUCUGCUGCAUUUGAUCAUGGUUAUCCUGCCCCGGCUUACGAGGAUGAUCGGGCUGGCUCCACUGUGCCACAAGCAGACUACAUUUGGCGCCUCAUUUUGAUGUUCGGGGCUUUUCCGGCUCUCCUAACUUACUACUGGCGGAUGAAGAUGCCUGAAACCGCCCGUUACACCGCCCUGGUGGCCAAGAAUGCUAAACAAGCUGCUCAGGACAUGGCUAAGGUUUUACAAGUUGAACUUGACCCUGAAGAGGCUAAGGUUGAGAAGUUUGUUCAAGAACCAAACAAUUCUUUCGGGUUGUUUUCAAGGGAAUUUCUUCGUCGUCAUGGUCUUCACUUGCUCGGAACCACUUCCACAUGGUUUUUAUUGGACAUUGCCUUCUACAGUCAGAACCUUUUCCAAAAGGAUGUGUUCAGUGCAAUUGGGUGGAUUCCGAAAGCAGAGACCAUGAAUGCAGUUCAUGAGGUGUAUUUGAUUGCAAGGGCACAAACCAUAAUUGCAAUAUUCAGUACGGUCCCGGGAUACUGGUUUACAGUGGCUUUCAUUGAUGUUAUAGGCCGGUUCGCCAUCCAACUCAUGGGUUUCUUCUUCAUGACAGUGUUCAUGUUUGGCCUCGCCAUUCCUUACCAUCACUGGACACUAAAACCUAACCGAAUUGGAUUCAUUGUAAUGUACUCCUUCACUUUCUUCUUUGCCAAUUUUGGGCCUAAUGCCACCACAUUUGUAGUGCCAGCCGAGAUUUUCCCGGCUAGGCUGAGGUCAACUUGCCAUGGCAUAUCGGCUGCAGCUGGGAAGGCCGGAGCCAUAGUUGGUGCGUUCGGGUUUUUGUAUGCUUCACAAAACAAGCAUAAGAGCUUGACAGAUUUUGGAUACCCACCCGGUAUCGGUGUGAAGAAUUCGCUUAUUGUGCUUGGAUGUGUCAACUUCUUGGGGAUGGUUUUCACUUUCUUAGUGCCUGAGUCCAAGGGGAAGUCACUUGAAGAAUUGUCAGGUGAGAAUGAGGGUGAUGAUUCGGAUCCAGCUGCAGAUCAGUCUGCUUCGAAUAGGACUGUUCCAGUAUAAUUGGGGUGAAUUCUGAAGCCAAAGUUAAGUGAAUGAAUUUUUAUUCAGCUAUAUGUACGUGUGGAUGUUCAAGAAUGAUGUGUUUCUAGUUCUGAAUAAUAUAAAUAUUUGUUUCAAGUACUUUGCUUUUGUAAAUUUAAAAGCAAUUUUACAAUGUUUGUGUUUGAUGUUAUUGUAUGAAUGUGAUGUGAUCCUCAUUUAUUAAUUUCUAUUAUGAGUUACUAUUUUGUUUU
Molecule: messenger RNA, 2082 nt
Organism: Cornus florida
Lineage: Eukaryota; Viridiplantae; Streptophyta; Magnoliopsida; Cornales; Cornaceae
Product: probable inorganic phosphate transporter 1-3
Exons: 2
Coding region: 233-1849 (538 amino acids)
Biological process (GO): phosphate ion transport; transmembrane transport
Cellular component (GO): membrane
Molecular function (GO): phosphate transmembrane transporter activity
Source: RefSeq, a predicted model, not a curated record